UAUGGUUUUUCAGCGACUCCGCCUGCCUACUGCGGAGUUACAACUUCCUCAACAAUGGCGGAAUCCAGUCGUAUUUCGAGUAUGCGGAUGGCCGAUGAUGGCAACAGCAAAGUGAUGAAGACAAUGAUCAUGUUCAGCAUAGGAAUGAUCACCUGUCCAAUCUUCUCAUAUUUCUUCAGUAAAUCAUUUAUAUUUGAAGGUUUGUUUGGGAUGCCCCAUGCGAGCAGCUACUUCUACGCUGCAAUAGUCUCCAUCGUUGUGGUGCACAUCAUCCUCUUUAUGUUUAUAUAUGUAGCAUGGACAGAAGAUGCUAAGCCACAACCACCCUUCAAGAUAGAAUAACACAUUAUAGAAUGCUGUAAUCUCACAGCUGUCCUGUGUACAUAUCUGGACAUUUCCAAGGGAUUUGCAUUUUGUACAUAAAUACAUGGUUGGGGACACAUCUUUCUUUUAGUGUACUGUCAAUGAAAGAAUGUCUGUUUUACAAUAACACUUUUAAAGUUUUUGCUUUUGAUUACAGAUUAUUUACUGUUUGCUAUAUGCAUGUAGAUCACGAGGACAUUCUUUAACAAUAUUUCAUUUAAUACUGAGUACAAUAUUCGUGAUGAGAGCUAAUAUAUGUAAUGAUUAUAGUUACACAAUGAGGUGAUAAUCUUUUGUAUUUGCUUGGGAUUAUCCAAGCUUACUGUGUACUAUCUUUACUAUUUGAACACAUUGCUGUCCUUCUUGUAUGUGAAAUCCCCAUACAGUGCUAUUUGGAUCUCCUUUCAAGUAUAGGAAGUUGCUGAAAGGAAUAGACCCAGUAUAUUGAUGGGACGUUAAUUCAAGGGAAAUAACUCAUGUCAACUUAACGACUUAGGAAUUUUGGGUUUGUUUGGGUGUGUUUUUUCAGGCUGGCUGUUUGUUAAACAGAUCAGUCAGCAAGUAUGGGUAAAAUAUGUUGUUCUUUAAGGACAGGUUCAUGUUAAAAAGCCCAACAAAUUGUCUGGUUUCAUUCACUAUGUGAAGGUUUGUUUAGGGAGUUGAAUCUAGUCUAAUAUAGUAAUAACAAUGAUUAUCUUGUCUACUUUGCUUAGGGACCAACCGUUUGAUAUUGUGCUGGGAUAUUCUUGGAUAUUUGUUUUAGACAAAAUAUCUUUCAGUGUGAGUGCUUUCAGUCACUUAAUUCUUACUAACUUUACCACAUUUUCCAUCUGGCAUGCCGAGUAAAUAGUUCAUAUAUUUUUGUGUAACAUAAGGACCAUUCUUUCAACAGCACAGUAUUCUGGGGAACAUAUAACAUUCUAAAAGAAAUCCUAAGUCCCACCAAAGAGUUUUAAAUGGCCAACUCCUUGUAUUUUAUUGGAGAAAUAUAUGACUAAUGGUUGAUGUUUAUCGGUCUAUGAAGCACUGCACAACUCUUAAUUUAUUCUCCCUUUAGUGCUAUAUUGUACAAUGCACAAACAAGUGGUUUAUGUCUUAUAUGAUGCAUCAACAUUAUGUAAAGCUUAUUUCAAGAUGUUUAUUGAAUUAACCAGCUUUAAUAACAUUUCCACCUAUUCAGAAUAAGGGUAACUACUUAUACAACAUAACUUUCUAAGUGGCAUUGUGUAUUCAUACCUGAAUAAAGUUUCAUCUCAUUUU
Haliotis rubra (blacklip abalone) is the source of this 1623-nucleotide messenger RNA. Its product is annotated as vacuolar ATPase assembly integral membrane protein VMA21-like. The coding region runs from base 55 to 342 and encodes 95 amino acids. The record is from RefSeq and is a predicted model, not a curated record. Gene Ontology annotation, biological process: vacuolar proton-transporting V-type ATPase complex assembly. NCBI's taxonomy places the organism in Eukaryota, Metazoa, Mollusca, Gastropoda, Lepetellida, Haliotidae. Gene Ontology annotation, cellular component: endoplasmic reticulum membrane. The transcript has 3 exons.